AUGGCUUCUGUAUUGGCAUCGCUUACCAGCUACAACAGCGACUCGGACGACGAUGCUGGGCCAAGCAGAGAUGCAGUGUCGAGCGCUGCGACAGUUGCGGCGGCUAAGCCAGCCUCUUGCAAACUCGACUCGCUGCUUCCGUCCCCAAGAGCUGGUUUGGCAUCCCAGCUACCUGUGCCCUCGUCGUCUUCGAGUCCAAGUAGGCUGUCACUGCCGCCACCUGCAUCUUCCUCCAAGCGCAAAGUGAUCAAAGUCGAGUCGUUCAAGUCUUACAAUGGCAGCGACGACACGCACGAUUUGGACCGUGUCGCAGAAUCUGGAAUCAGCAGCAAAAAGCCAAAGCUGGGAUCUAGUAUAGCAAGCGGUAGCUCGGUCAAGCACUCGCUGUUCGGCAUGCUACCAGCACCCAAGCGCAGCAACGACGAGGUUCUGGCCGAGAGGAACCAAGAGGCGCAGACAAAGAAAGCGGCCAAAUCCAUGAAUGAGAUAGAUGCGCCGUUGACAGAGGCACCUGAGGCACCUCUGAAGAUCCACGAACCCGCCGUUAGUGCUGCAUCUCCGGAUCAACAGGACGAUUCCGCUGCUGCGGCGAAUAGCAGACCGAAGGCAAAGAACAAUGAUGCGUUUAGGGCCAUGCUUGGGCUCAAGCCUGCAGCAAACAAGCCGGAUGCGCCUGCCGCUGCCUCUUCAGACCGCGCCUCCAAAAGCUCGGAUUCAACGACAUCCACACAAGCGUUGACAUCGACGUCAAGCACGGAAGCACCAUUAGCGUCGUCGCAUUUCGAACCAUCAUCGAGCAAGACAGAGGCGGCAGCAUCGGUCGACUUUUUCUCGCUCGACACGGCGCGUCCUCUGAACAGCGAUGCGCCCACAUCGCAUACGCCAUCUUUCUGCGUCUCAUCUGCACCGGUCAUAGAUCAAUCAGAGGGGCAACCAUCGGCAGAUGCAGUCGACUCCACGCAUUCGGCCUCGGAAUAUCCAGGCUGGCAGCUCGAUCAUGACGGCUUGUGGGUGCCCAUCACUGCUGAAGCACAAGCGCAAUUUGUCGCGUACCAGCAAUCGCUCGUUCGCUCCUCGCUUGCAUCAUCAUCCAAGAGCACACCCAACCUUGAUGGCACACGCGACCUUUUAGCUGCAGGACUCACACCGCAAGACAUUCAAGCGUUCGACGCCUCCACUGCAGCCCGCCAGGCCUAUCUCUCUGCAAGCGGUGACGAAACGGAUAGUGACAAGUACGCCGCCGCUGCCGAAUUUGCCGCGGGGAACCGAGACGUGCCACAGCGCAAACCAGGUAUGCUUAAAGGCCUCAAGAAGGGCCAGUUGAGUAGCAUCGUCAACCUGGCCGCUGAGAACAGAGCGCAGUUGGAACAGAGGUGGAAGAAGGGUCGCGAGGCCAUGGCUCGCGGUAUGAAUCAGUAUGGCUGGUGA
Mycosarcoma maydis (corn smut) is the source of this 1428-nucleotide messenger RNA. RefSeq lists its product as uncharacterized. Bases 1 to 1428 code for a protein of 475 amino acids. The transcript has a single exon. NCBI's taxonomy places the organism in Eukaryota, Fungi, Basidiomycota, Ustilaginomycetes, Ustilaginales. The record is from RefSeq and is a predicted model, not a curated record.